Molecule: messenger RNA, 1201 nt
Organism: Musa acuminata AAA Group (dessert banana)
Lineage: Eukaryota; Viridiplantae; Streptophyta; Magnoliopsida; Zingiberales; Musaceae
Product: 5-formyltetrahydrofolate cyclo-ligase, mitochondrial-like
Exons: 7
Coding region: 44-895 (283 amino acids)
Biological process (GO): tetrahydrofolate interconversion; folic acid-containing compound biosynthetic process
Cellular component (GO): mitochondrion
Molecular function (GO): 5-formyltetrahydrofolate cyclo-ligase activity
Source: RefSeq, a predicted model, not a curated record
CACCAUCGACGCCCCUGCGCUCACGUGGCGGAAGGGAAGUCUGAUGAGCGGACAUCGCGGCGGCGUACUGUGUAAGGCGGCAUAUUUCUUGAUGACCCACUGCCACCACCACCACCCCACUCACCGUGCCUUCCUCCCCUCCAUCGCCGUCCCCGUCCGCUGCGCCGCCGGCUCGGCCACUCCCCCCUCCGCAGUCGUCAUGUCCGACACUGCCGCGUUGCAGCAGAAGCGCGCCCUCCGGUCCCGGAUCCGGAAAGCGCUCAAGGAAUUCUCACCCGCUCAGCGAGCCCUAGAAGAUGUGGAAAUUCAAAAUUUUGUGCUCAAUUCAUCUUGGUUCAAAUCUUGCAAAGGAUUAUGUGCUUAUAUAAGUUGCAAGUCACUACGGGAAGUUGAUACAUCAAGAAUCAUAGCAGACGUACUGAAGAACUCAGGUGCUGAACAUGGCUUGCAGGUAAUGAAAAAACUCUAUGUUCCAAGGGUGGAGGAUAAGAAUAGCCAUAUGAGGAUGCUCAGAAUCUCAACUAUUGAGGACUUAGUAGCAAAUUCAAUGAAUAUAUUGGAACCAUCUCCUGUCGAUUCUGAUCAGAGUGAACGUGAAGAUGUUCUGCUGGCAAGUCAACCAGUUGACCUAUUACUUUUACCUGGACUUGCAUUUGAUAGGCAUGGAAGACGUCUAGGUCGUGGUGGAGGCUACUAUGAUGUCUUCCUGCGGAAAUAUGAGGAGCUUGCCAAUCAGCAAAACUGGAAACAGCCACUGCGAGUCGCACUUGCAUACACGGUGCAAAUUGUGGAGGAUGAGUUGAUACCAAUGACCGAAACAGAUGUUCCAGUCGAUGCUCUUGUUUCAUCAAACGGUGUGUUUCCGAUCAGCCCUGCUGCUUUGGAGAGGAUGUAGCAUGAUUGCUCAAGUCUGCUCAUUCUAUUUUGCUUCCGUAGUGUUCGUAAGUUGAACCUUUUGCUUUCUGAACCAGUUGACUUUGUGGCAUGAGCUUGUUAAAAACGAUCUUCUGCUUUAUGCCAAACAUAAUAAACAUCACUCUUCUGAUAGAAUAAUUUUCUUAGAACAACUCGUUCACAACUGAUAAGGAGUGAUUCAUCUUUAUGCGCUAGUGUUUAUUUCAUCGAGCAUUCCUUCCUUAUCUGAUGUCUCGUGUUGUAUUGUACCUUAUUCAUUGCACGGAAUCGAAUGCUUUUCUUUAAA